AGCAGGUAGAGAAUAAGAAAGGGAGGCAGAGAAACGGGCGCCACCGCCGCCUCGCAGUCCUGCUGCCGCCGUGCUUUCUUCUCAGCGGUCUUCUUCUUCCUCAGGGGGAACCAUGAACUCCUUCCUGGAGUACCUGGCGCGGGGCGGGGACAGCUUGAAUUUAGCCGGGAAGUUUAGCGGCGCAGAGCCCGGCGGCGUGGCUUUGCGACCGCCCUGUGCCCUAUCAGCCGGCGGGGAUGGCGCUUACCCGGGUCCUGCAGCGGGAAGCUUGCCUGACUUCUCGGCGCGCUUGGCGCCCCAGCACCAGGCGCCGCAGCCGCAACAGCUGGCGCCCUGCGCGCUUACCUCGAACAUUUUCUCCUCAACCGAGUUCAGCUUGCUCCGUCCCGAGGCGCCCUACGCAACUCCGGAGGAGAACGCUGCGGUGCAUUACGCCACGCCCAUUUUCCCGGGCAGCGGCGGCGCAUACCUACAAAUGGAUUACACCGCGAUCGCUGAGACUUUUCAUCCUUGCCCCAAGGAUGCGCCGCUGCGGCCCCCGCCGCCAGACUUCUGCACCAAAUCCAGCGCCCAAGCGGCGCUCAGCACUUUCGAGUGGAUGAAAGUCAAGAGGAACGCGCCCCCUAAAAGUAAACCCACGGCUUAUGGGUCUUCCAGUCCUCCCAGUGUGGUAAGAACCAAUUUCAGCACUAAGCAACUGACAGAAUUGGAGAAAGAGUUCCAUUUCAAUAAGUACCUCACCAGAGCCAGGCGAGUGGAAAUAGCAAAGUCUCUGGGCCUCAAUGACACUCAAGUGAAAAUCUGGUUCCAAAAUCGGAGGAUGAAGCAGAAGAAAAGAGAAAGGGAAGGAAUAGCGAUUCCUGGAGUACCUAUUCAAGUCUCUCCUUCAGCAUUAAGCCCCACGCAUUCAGGGAUGUGUUCUGUGACCCCUUCACCUACCAAAAAUUCACCCUAAUACUGUGGCAUUGUGAUAACACUGAGAAGUGAUACAGAUGCAUGAUACUGAAAAGACUCAAACUUCAAAAGCAAAACCAGACAACUCUGAAAUGUGUGAGAUCAUGGAUAUUUGAAGUCAAGGGAGAAAAGACAAUAAUUGCACUAAGUUUUCACUACCCUUGGAAAAGUCCAUUGUAUAGAAUGAAAACCUGCUGCUUUACACAGAACUGAUUCAAGGCAUAAAAGGCAUAUGAUGACGUGUUUACAUUUUAUUUAUAGGUAUUUUCAGGGAAAGCUGCUUUCAGCUUCUACGUGCUGCUAUACUUUGUUGGUGGCCUGGCUGAAUUUAUUUACAGGCUGAUAUUACAUUUGUUUACUUAAAAGGAAGGCCCCCUAGGAUUGAUGUGGGGAAUUCUACAAAGAAAACCAAAGAUAGGGAGUAACUCACGAGUGGAGUCUAUUCUGCA
Candoia aspera is the source of this 1403-nucleotide messenger RNA. RefSeq names its product homeobox D1 (gene HOXD1). Gene Ontology annotation, cellular component: nucleus. Gene Ontology annotation, molecular function: RNA polymerase II cis-regulatory region sequence-specific DNA binding; DNA-binding transcription factor activity, RNA polymerase II-specific. Gene Ontology annotation, biological process: regulation of transcription by RNA polymerase II. The record is from RefSeq and is a predicted model, not a curated record. The transcript has 2 exons. NCBI's taxonomy places the organism in Eukaryota, Metazoa, Chordata, Lepidosauria, Squamata, Candoiidae. The coding region runs from base 113 to 955 and encodes 280 amino acids.